Messenger RNA from Nerophis lumbriciformis (worm pipefish), 2532 nucleotides. RefSeq names its product heparan sulfate (glucosamine) 3-O-sulfotransferase 3B1a (gene hs3st3b1a). The record is from RefSeq and is a predicted model, not a curated record. Gene Ontology annotation, molecular function: [heparan sulfate]-glucosamine 3-sulfotransferase activity. Lineage: Eukaryota; Metazoa; Chordata; Actinopteri; Syngnathiformes; Syngnathidae.
GUGAUGGGAGCGCACCUUCUUUUUUUUUUUUUUUUACACAUAAAUUCAUCCACGCGCACGCGGACGCGCGUCGCCAGGCUUCCGUGGAUGUUUCUGAGGGACUUUUAAAAGUGUAAAAAGUAAAGGUGCGCUUUUGCCAGGAUGCCAUGCACCACCUGGAAUGCAACCUGCGUCUAUGGAAUAUAGCCCGGUGUUCCACGGUCUCCAUGUCGUGCCAUCAUCCCACUUGAAGAACAAAGUGUUUAUUUUCUGCAUUAUGCUCACCCUGUGGGUGUACAUGAUCUACUGUUGCGUGGGCUACAGCUCCACCGUGCCCGACCUGCAGGCGUAUUACAGCCGCGCGGAGCCCCAAGUGGACCCCCGGGGCUCCUCCGUGGGGCCGUUGCGGGAUUUGCUGAAUAACGACAACGACUUGGACAGCAGAGGGGACGACUGGGAGGACGCCGGGAGGACGGACGAUCAUUUAGGGAAUAAUAAUCUCCUCAAUGUGUCGGAGGCUAAUAAACUACCCCAGGCGAUCAUCAUCGGGGUGAAGAAGGGAGGGACGCGCGCCCUGCUGGAGUUCCUGCGCCUGCACCCUGACGUGCGCGCCGCCGGAGCGGAGCCGCACUUCUUUGACAGGAACUACGACAAGGGACUGGAGUGGUACAGGGAGCUAAUGCCCAAGUCCUCCCAGGGCCAGCUGACCAUGGAGAAGACGCCCAGCUACUACAUCACCAAGGAGGUCCCAGCCCGUAUUUAUGCCAUGUCUAAAGACACAAGGCUGAUAGUGGUUGUCCGGGACCCCGUCACACGAGCCAUCUCGGACUACACCCAGACCCGCUCCAAGAAACCGGACAUCCCGUCCUUUGAGAGCCUGACCUUUAAGAACACGUCCGGUGUGAUCGACGCGGCGUGGAGCGCCGUCCAAAUCGGAAUGUACGCCAAGCACCUGGAACGUUGGCUCCAGUACUUCCCUAUGGAGCAGCUGCUGUUUGUGAGCGGCGAGAGACUUAUCAGCGACCCCGCCGGCGAGGUGGCCCGGGUUCAAGACUUUCUCAGGCUCCGGAGGGUGGUCACGGAGAAGCAUUUCCACUUUAACCCAACAAAGGGCUUUCCUUGCUUAAAGAGGCCAGAGGGGAACAGCAAGCCCCACUGUCUGGGCAAAACAAAAGGCAGAACCCAUCCUAAUAUUGACCCCGAGGUGGUGCAGAGACUACGGGAGUUCUACAAGCCCUUUAACCGGAAGUUUUACCAGAUGAUUGGCCAUGACUUUGGCUGGGACUGAAAGGAAGAGCAGCAGGCUCAUGCUAGUUCCUUAUUUGUGUGUGGGUUUUUUUUUAUAUAUAACUGUAUCAUGCAGAAGACGUAGAGAGUAUAUUUGCCAGAUAUGUAAAAAGUCCAAAAGUCUAUUUUAUAAUAAUUUAUUGCUAUGAUUACUAAGCUGUGUAACUUUAGAGUAGACACAUACUUUAAGGCAGUGGUUCUUAACCUUGUUGGAGGUACCGAACCCCACCAGUUUCAUAUGCGCGUUCACCGAACCCUUCUUUAGUGAAAAAUAAAAUGUGGUAAGACUUUAGUAUGAGGAACAUAUUCACCAUUAAUUAGUUGCUUAGUAACAUGCAAAUUAGUAACAUAUUGGCUCUUAAUUAGUCAUUAUUAAGUACUUAUUAAUACCUUAUUCUGCAUGGCCUGUAAACCAUUAACUAAGGCCCCGUUUACACUAUAGCCGGAUAAGGUUAUCCAGGGUAAAUCACACCUAACCUUAUCCGUGUCCACACACACUAAUGCCACCGUUUAAGACCCCCGCCCCCAUCCGUCCGCUGGCGCAAAGCGACCAAAUAAGUAUGCGCGGAAAAUGCCCACCUCUAGUGUUGCUUUGUGUGCAAGUUCUUAAAUUUAACUUAUCUGAACAAUAUCCAGUGUUGUGGUAUUUCAAUGAACUGGAAUCCAGUGUGCUGUGGGGCCCUAUUGUAGUGAAUCACACCUGAGCCAUCAUAAAUUAAUCAAAUCUUUCUUAGACACGUAAACAAUGUGAUAAAGAACAUUUUACAUCAAUCAAACUAGGGAUCUAAAUAUCUGGUAAGGACACUCCUCACUCUUUUGCCUUCACCUUCAUUGUCCAUUCCUUUUUGGUGACUUUAUAUACUCUGGACCUAGACGUUGAGUCCGAGACAUAUAUGGCGGACAAUAACGGAUACAGUCUGCUUUGCCAGUCCAAAAGCAUUCGCCGUUUUCCGUAGUUAGUUUUCCCUCGACGGCCAGGUAAUACAAAGCACACGCUAACUUUUUUAUCACAUCCACUGGAGCCCGCAUUCUCGUUGUCUCUCCUUCGACGAAUGGACAAAGUUUUUCGCGCAUUCGAAAGUUCUCCAGCCGUCUGAGAAGUGUUGUAUCCCAAAUAGCUGCAAUCGCUUUCUCUUAAAGGGGAACAUUAUCACAAUUUCAGAAGGGUUAAAACCAUUAAAAAUCAGUUCCCAGUGGCUUAUUUUAUUUUUUGAAGUUUUUUUCAAAAUUUUACCCAUCACUCAAUAUCCCUAAAAAAAGCUUCAA